This is a messenger RNA of Caretta caretta (loggerhead turtle), 1323 nucleotides long. Lineage: Eukaryota; Metazoa; Chordata; Testudines; Cheloniidae. The record is from RefSeq and is a predicted model, not a curated record.
AUGCAGCAGAUGGAUGAGUCAAACAAAGAGGAUGAAAAAUGCAGUGAAGACAACACUAAACCUAGCAGAUCUGGGACUCAAUCCUGCAAGGUGCUGGGACUUUUCCAAGGACACCUUGGACAACUCUAUUCCAGGUCCACCUCUGUUGACCUGUGUGAGAGCUCAGAGAUAGCAGCAGCUGUUCUCACCACGCCAAGUCAAGAUGUCGCUCUCCGCAUUAAAGAGAGGGUAAAAGCCCUCCCUCUGAAACACGAGGAGAGAACCAAGGCUGCUGGAAUAAUUAAUGGGUUCAUUGACCCAUUCAUUAGCUACCUGAAGGAGUAUCCAGAGAGGCCCUACUUUAAGGAGGUGACCAAGUUGACCACGGGCAGCUACUAUGAGUUUGUGAAAAUUGCUCACCCAGAUGAGUUUGACCUGAUGCUGGCUCUGCCAGUUCCAAGAUAUGUUAAGUACACGGAGGUGGAUGACUGCAAUGGGCUCUACUACAAAGUUACUUUACCGAGGAAGCCCCGGAGCUUUCCCACACCUUUCCUGCUGGAGGAUAGGAGUACCGUGUCACCUGUGAAAGUCCUAAAGGAAUUCAGGAAACAUGUCAGUCAGUUCAUCACAUCAUCCUACAAAGUGCCUUUCCCAGGGUGGAAAAUGAAGCUAAGCAGGAAGAAACAGAACAGCCCAGCAGCUACUGUCGUGCUGCUGGAUGACAAAGGUGGUGAAGUCAUGUCUGUAGAUCUCGUUCCUGCUUUGGAAAUCUCAACCCCCUGGCCUGAUUCAUGUGGGGUAGGGAAGGAUGUUGAAAAAUGGCUGGGGAAGAAAACCAAGCAGAGGAAUAAGUCAUUUUAUUUUGUUGCCAAGCAGCCACGUGGGCACGAUGACAAAGAGGUCUGGAGAAUUUCUUUUUCUCAUAUUGAAAAGGAGAUUUUGAAUAACCAUGGCAACACUAAAACCUGCUGUGAAUCUUAUCGUACCAAGUGCUGCAGGAAAACCUGUAUCCGGCUGCUGAAGAGCCUUUUUGGGGCCCUGAAGAAAGAUUAUCCCAGGCAACUAAGUCACCUGUGCUCUGACUAUGCAAAGACGUCCUUUCUCCACACUCUGACGCAGUGGAAAGAGGACUCAGACUGGAAACCUUCUGACAUCGCCUGCUGUUUUCUCAGAGUGCUGGAUGACUUCGUUCAGCACGUGGAAAACACCAGCCUGCCCCAUUUUUUUAUUCCAAACUGCAACCUGUUCUAUAGCUUCCCUCCAAAGGAGUUGAAAUUCCUGCUCGAGCGCUUACGAGAGCAGAAAGGGAAUGGGUUGCAAGCAUUUGCAGCCCAUGAGAAAUAG